Aureobasidium musti is the source of this 909-nucleotide messenger RNA. NCBI's taxonomy places the organism in Eukaryota, Fungi, Ascomycota, Dothideomycetes, Dothideales, Saccotheciaceae. The record is from the annotation of a GenBank genome assembly.
AUGAUACCAAUUCUCUGGACCCUGCUGCUCGCCACUGGCUUAGCAGCUCCGCUGUUCAAAUAUCCGAUGUACGCCUUCGUCGUCUUCAGCUUCACAAUAUUAUGGAAUCACCUNUUUCCAACCCCAAAACCAGAUCCGGAAGUCCUGCUUCUACCGACUAAGAAGCCGUAUCUGGCUGCCUUGAAACCAAUGGAGAAUCCCGAAUCUGUAGACGGAGAUCAUUGUCCGACCUGCUGGGAUGAAUUCGACGCCACCAAGGCGCCUACGAAACUGUCUUGUAGUCAUGUUUUCUGCAACGAUGACAUAUUGGAAUGGAUGAAUUCUGGCAAGAACACCUGUCCAGUAUGCAANAAGGUGCUUUUCCAACAACCCAGAUUCCAAGGCAACGAUGCGAUUGCAGAAAAGGUACACAAGGCCAGAGUGUGUCUUGUGGCUACAAGCCUUCUCAUCACCCUUGUGCGACAGAUUUCUUGCUUCGUUAUCAGACAUCAAGGGACAAUCCACUGGACUUGGCAAUUCUUGAACCCUGUAUACUACCUCACUGGCUAUGGCUCCACAUGGCAUACUAUCAACGCCGCCAGCAUGAUAACCUUCGACGUCGCCCAACUCGCCACCACGUACCGCGGUUAUCAACUUCUGGGCCCCGAAUGGUUUAGGGUGUUCUGGGGUCACUGGGGUUGGUACGUGCUGAUGAUGAAUUUCACCGGCAGUAACCUCAAACACGACAUUGAGGCGUGUUGGCCACUUGCGCGCAUGGCUUGGGGUAUCCUACGCUGGAAGUGGUAUGGUAGCCAGGGCAGUCUUUUGUACUGGGGUGCAAAGGUUGUGGCAAGCAGUGCUGAGAAGGCUUCGGAUUUAGUUGUUGAGGUUACGGAUGCGUGGCAUAAGGAGGGCAAUAAGGUCAUAUGA